AUGGCCAUGCCGGCCGCUUCGCGCACCGCCUCCCAAACCACUCCCGCUCGACCCUCUAUUUCGCCGCUCAGCACCGCUUCCAAGAAGCUCAACUCCUCUCCUAUUGCCACACGAGAUGCAACGAUGCAAGACGUCGAGGCGCAGUUGAACUCGGAAAUGGGCAUGGAGGCUGCCGACAACGAUGCCGAUCUCGGGGACGGGCAGGACGAUCGGUCGAGUAGUCUGAGCGACCCAGAGGACGACAAUGACGAUAUGGACGGCCUAAAUGGUGUGGCGGACAACAUAACAGAGGAGGAGCAGUCGGGCGCGAGAAGAGACCUUGAAGUCGACUCCGAGGCCGAGACAGAGAGGCUGGAUCAGACACCGCAAAAGCUGCGCAAGCAUGCAGACGCACUGGGAAGGACACCCAGUAAGCUCAGUCAGGCCGCGACGGCCGAGGAUGAUCUCUCAGACCCUCCGUCGCCAUUGCCAGCUGGUCCGGGCGCGGCGUCGAGCACGAGCACUGUCGCGACAGCAGGCCAAAAGCGGAAGCGAUCAGAAGACGACGGCGACAGCCCAUUGACGAGCGCAGAAUCCGACAUUGGAGAGUCACCGCGGAAGAGGAGUCAUGAGAUUACGGCAGAUACACCAGCCCACAACUUCGACGAUGCUGCGGCACGUUUAGAACGAGCCGAGGAGAGAGAAGGCACGCCGGCGGCAGAUGGUGCUGUCGCAAAGGGCGGCAAAGGGCGCAAAGGCAGGCCAAAGGGCAAGAAGCACGAACAGGCCAACGCGCAGCCCACGGCCGAUGCUGCCGAGCCCGAAGAAGAGCAAGCUAUAGAGGAUAAUCAGCCAAAGACCGAAGAAGACCUUGCCGCAAAAAAGGAAGCCACCACGCUCUACGACGACGUCGCAAAGCAGUUUCGUGCUUUCCGCGAGCGCCUUACCAACGAACGCCUCGCAGUCCUGACCUCCGAGCUCCACCUGCUCUCCCAGCCCGAAUGCGAAUACCCCGAGUACCUGCGCCAGGUAGCGUGCGUGGAUGCGCGACUAAAUAAGCAGAUCAGCGAAGCGCAUGCAUACUACAACUACCGCAUGCGCAGUCUGCGCGACCGCGUGCUCGGCGACAGAGCUCAGUUGCACAGCCAGCACUUCCAAACUGUGAGGGAGCUGAGGGACGAUGUUCUGGACCAGCUGGGAGAGGACUGGUAUGCGAUACAGAAAGAGCGAAGAAGUGGAGACGAAGCGGCGGAUGAGCGAUACAUCUACAAGUUUCCGAAGAAGAGGAGUGAUCAUGUCAAGCAACAAGCCAAGUACAACCAAGAAGUUUCGAUACUGAGUGGUAUGGCGAAGUAUGUCGGGUUCCCUGCGGCGCCAGAUUUGGCGGGGGCGGAUGUGAGGGCGUGGGAGGAAGAUGCGCGUGCAAUGAAGGUGACCAUUCGAACUCGCAAUCACUCUGCUGGUGACAGUUUGCUAACUUCUCUACAGCUAUCAAAACGCGGCGCUCAACCUACCCACGCUCCGCAACAACACCAACAACAUCCGCCACAACAACCAACUUACCUCGCCGGCCCCACCGUCCCCGCAUUCGCCCCAGAUGAACGUCUUGCUCACGAGCAAUUCUACGAGCAGAAUGCGUGGGCGCGACCGCAAGCGCCUAUACACCAGUCGCAUGCACACCCUCUUGGGAGUGGUGUUGGCACUCCCGGCAUAUCCCACACUCCAGACUGGGCCGCGGACCCCAAUCCAACCGCCAGAAACUUAAUGCACAAUCUAUACCAACGAAAUCAAGUAAGCAGCCCGCUGGCUACACCCGCGAGACACUCAGGAGGUGGCGAUGGUGCCGACGCGCUCCCUUCGAGCGUCAUGGCGCAGCCGCCUACAGCUACAUCUGCCAUUGCGGAUCGGAUGAACCUUCUCUCCCAGCUCAGUCGAGCAAAUGGCGGCGACCGGGAACCGCCUUCUUCGUCGCCUCUUACCGCAAUUCCUAGGCCCAAGUACGAUGGCGAUUUGACGGGUUUCAGGAACAUCUCCGGCAUUUCGGCGAUAUCAGGCGCAAGCACCAUCGAUGCGCCGCCUGAAGCCGACAACAAUCACCAUUACCGACACGAUGAAGCGCCAAAGCAUCCUCUUCCGCAUCUCAUAGCGCAGCCAUCAGCUCCGCAGCAGGUCUUCGACACCAGCCAGCUGCACCGGCAUCCUGCGGAGAGUGGGAGGGAGGUGUAUUCGAGCGCAGGGUUCAGGCCAAAAGAGGGUGCAUUUGGGACGCCAACGCCUGCGCCUUUGAUGCCUUCUGGUGGUCGAGAGGGCAAUGGCGCGUCAUGA
Molecule: messenger RNA, 2304 nt
Organism: Saxophila tyrrhenica
Lineage: Eukaryota; Fungi; Ascomycota; Dothideomycetes; Mycosphaerellales; Extremaceae
Exons: 2
Coding region: 1-2304 (767 amino acids)
Biological process (GO): negative regulation of transcription by RNA polymerase II
Cellular component (GO): Sin3-type complex
Molecular function (GO): histone deacetylase binding
Source: RefSeq, a predicted model, not a curated record